AUGGAGGCGGCGCCCAUAAAAUCACAGCCAUUGCACAACUUCUCUUUGCCCCAACUCAAAUGGGCGCACAAGAACUCCACCUCACAACAUCACCGCUUCCGCCGCCGCGAUUCCCCCGACAACCGCCACCCUGAUCCUGAUUCGUGCUCCGAGAGCCGACCCGUUAAGACUAGAGCGGAACAGCCCCCCACUAUUUCGAAAAGUCCACCACAAAAUCGUGUUGUUUGUGCCGAUGAGGAGGAUAAUUGGGGGGGCAAGCCGUGGCAUUUGAGGCCGAGGAAGGAGGUCAAGGCGGCGGCGGCCAAGAGAGAAACAACAGUAGAAAAUAGCAGAAUCAAUAGCACUACUAGUGCUGUAAAGUCAAACAGGCUGAGGGGCUGGGCGGAAGGAGGGCAGCAGAAUGAAGGCUUGGACCCAAGAAGAGAUCCAAAAACAUUCAGAAACAACUCGAUGGUGUAUUUCCGGGAUUGUAUUUGGUGGGGCUUACAACUGACUCAUACAGGGUUCAUGAUGCUCUCAAGUAGAUUGAAGAAGGUAGAUGAAGCCAGAUUCUUGAUCCUAAGAGGUGGAUUUAAUUCUGGGAUGGAGGCUGGAAGAAUCUGGUGCGGUGCAGGUUGA
Fraxinus pennsylvanica is the source of this 618-nucleotide messenger RNA. The record is from the annotation of a GenBank genome assembly. Lineage: Eukaryota; Viridiplantae; Streptophyta; Magnoliopsida; Lamiales; Oleaceae.